GUAAUUUAUAGCAUAAUAUUUAUGACGAGAAUUUUUGCACGUUUGAGGAAAUUAAAUGGCUGUUUUUUUCAACGUGUUAUUCAAUCGUCAGUGAAUAUGGAUUCCUCAAUCAUUAAAAUAGAAGAAGGACGAAUUCAAGGGACACGAAAGACAGACUUAGAUGGAAACCCAUUUCAUGCCUUUUUGGGAAUACCAUAUGCAAAACCACCCCUUGGUCAAUUAAGAUUUAAGGCUCCAGAACCGAUUGAACCUUGGAAUGAUGUAAAAGAUGCAACUAAAGAAGGAAAUCCCUGUUACCAUCAAGACUUUCUCACUAAAAAAGUGUUUGGUUCAGAAGAUUGCUUAAAUUUACAUGUUUACACCAAAACCCUGCCUUCCGAAGAAAACAAAUUAAAACCCGUAAUGGUUUGGAUUUUCGGAGGAGGUUUCAGACAAGGCUCAAAUUCAAUCGACUUUUACGGGCCCGAUUAUUUGCUAACAGAGGACAUAGUUUUGGUCGUGCCCAAUUAUCGGCUAGGAUUUUUCGGUUUCUUAAGCUUCGACGAUACAUCUCUAGGCAUACACGGCAACGCCGGCAUCAAAGACCAGCGACUAGUUUUGGAGUGGGUCCAAAGAAAUAUAAAGCAUUUCAACGGGGAUCCGAACAAUGUGACGAUAUUCGGAGAGAGCGCCGGCAGUCUUAGCGUACAUUAUCACGUUCUAUCGCCCUCGUCGAAGGGGUUGUUCCAUAAAGCUAUAAUGCAAAGUGGCAGCGUGCUUAAUCCUUGGACUCGCCCCGGCGAUUUUGGACUCGAAUUCGCCAAGUCCGUUAAACCUGAUGUGGAAACCGAAGCAGAAGCUUUGGAUGCUCUACAAAAUCUGUCCACCGAAAAAUUGUUUGAAUAUCAAGAAAAAUUUAGCGAGAUGAAAGGCGGUGAAAAAAUAUUCGGCGCGAUAGUUGAGAAACCGAAUCCUACUGCUGUAUUAACGAAGGAACCAGGAGAACUACUAGCUUCUGGUGAAUACAACAAAGUACCUUUGAUCAUAGGCUAUUGCGAUAGGGAAGGGAUUCUUAUGCAAGUCUAUGCUAAUGCGAGAAAAGCAGCAGGUUUGCCCGCUUGGGAAAGGCAUCAACUGAAUCUUGAGCAUUUCGUCCAUCCGUGCAUGGGAUUGGAUGAAAACGAUCCGAUUAGAGAGACUAUUAUAAAAAAGUUGUCAGAUCUGUACUUUCAACCACCACUGGUCGAUGAUAAAUCAUUGCUGCCCACUGAUUACGAAUUUGUCGCUGGUAUCAUCGGAGCAGCGAAAUUGCACUCUAAAACUAACUCACAUCCUGUUUAUUUAUACAGAAUGUCCCUAGACGCCGGCUUAAAUAUGCUAAAACGACUUGCAAACAUAACUGUGAAAGGUGCUUGUCACGCUGAUGAUAUAGGUUACCUAUUUCAUGUAAAUGCCCCGGACCCUCCAAUGUGUAGGGGAGAUGUCGAAAUGACGGCCAUAAAACGUUUCGUGAAAUUAUGGACGAAUUUCGCCAAAACUGCCAAUCCUACACCUCCCAAUAAUAGUCUAAAAACCGUAUGGAAGCCUAUCGAUGGAAAAGAUGUUAACUUCCUGGAUAUCGGUACAGAACUUACUCUACACAAAAAUCCAGAAUCGGAGAGAAUGGAUGUGUGGAAAGAAAUAUUUCAGUUAUCGCCAAGUACAAGUUAUUAUUUGUAAUGUAAAUAAACGGGUACAUUCAUUAGGUAGAUAUGUACUAUGUAUGGAACUGUUUACUUUUUGAUUUCGGCAAGUGCUCAUUUUAAAUUAAUUAUUUUAUUAUGGUUUUUUCUUUAAAAAUUGACCUUGUACUUGACCAAUUUUAAAAUAUAUCUUAAUUGUUUUUAAUUAUUUUUUUUAAUUUGAGAUAAACAUUUUAAACUAAUUUAGGUAGAUAACGAGGUUGGUAACAAAACA
This is a messenger RNA of Phyllotreta striolata, 1935 nucleotides long. The record is from the annotation of a GenBank genome assembly. NCBI's taxonomy places the organism in Eukaryota, Metazoa, Arthropoda, Insecta, Coleoptera, Chrysomelidae.